AGAAGAAGGCGAAGAAGCAGGCGAGCGUUCUGUUAGCAGGCCACAGACCCGCUCAUUAAAAAAAUAUACAUCUUUCAUAACUUGGAGGUUUUUUUCUCAUCAACGAAAAGAGAGGCGUCGAGGCGAAUCCUUUUGGCAGCAUAUUUUCGAUGAGAUUUUGACUUUGGCUGAACAUUUGAGACGGUAACGAUCACAAUGGCUGAUGAUUUUGACGUUGAGGCAAUGCUGGAAGCCCCUUACAGAAAGGAUGAGAACAAGUCCUCUCAUGCAAAUGGACACGAUGACCACAGCAAGAAGAAAAGGCGAAGCCGGAGCCCUGGCUCAAAGAAGAGAAGAAGUAGAAGCAAAAGCAAGGAUAGAAAGAAGGGUAAAAAAAGGAGCAGGAGCCGAGAAAGAAAGCGAAGCCGCAGCAGAGAGCGUCAUCGUAGCCGCUCCAGAAGCAAGGACCGAUCCGGACGAUACAGAGCACGCAAGAGCCCCGUUCGCAAACGGUCCAAAAGUCGGAGCCCCUUCAAGAAAGAGAAAAGUCCCAUCAGACAACCAAUUGACAAUCUCACGCCAGAGGAGCGGGAUGCCCGCACCGUCUUCUGUAUGCAACUCGCUGCAAGAAUCCGAGCCCGCGAUCUGGAGGAUUUCUUCUCAGCAGUUGGAAAAGUCAGAGAUGUGAGAAUGAUCUCAGACAGAAACUCCCGCAGAUCGAAAGGCAUCGCAUACAUUGAGUUUGUGGAGGCUUCGUCGGUACCGCUGGCUAUUGGUCUGACUGGCCAGAGGCUGCUGGGAGUGCCCAUCAUCGUCCAGGCUUCUCAGGCAGAGAAAAACCGAGCUGCAGCGGCUGCCAAUAACCUCCAGAAGGGCAGCUCAGGACCGAUGCGACUGUAUGUGGGCUCACUGCACUUCAACAUCACUGAGGAAAUGCUUCGAGGGAUCUUUGAGCCUUUUGGAAAGAUCGAAGGAAUCCAGCUCAUGAUGGACAGUGAGACUGGACGCUCCAAAGGAUACGGCUUUAUAUCGUUUGCAGAUGCAGAAUGUGCUAAAAAGGCACUGGAGCAGCUGAACGGCUUCGAGCUGGCCGGGCGGCCCAUGAAGGUGGGUCACGUGACGGAGCGCUCCGACUCGUCCACAGCCAGCUCCUUCCUGGACAAUGAUGAACUGGAGAGGACCGGCAUCGACCUUGGUACUACAGGACGGCUGCAGCUCAUGGCUCGACUAGCAGAAGGCACCGGCCUGAAGAUCCCUCCCGCCGCUCAGCAGGCCCUGCAGAUGACCGGCUCCAUACCCUUCGGAAACAUCGCCGCUCCAGCUGCUGUCCCAACUCCAGCUCCAAGCCAAGCUUUGAACCUCCCGUCACAGCCGCUGGCCACACACUGCCUUCAGCUGUCCAACCUGUUCAACCCGCAAGCAGAAAAUGAUCCCAGCUGGGCUGCUGAAAUUCAAGACGAUGUUAUUGAAGAGUGCAACAAACACGGGGGAAUCGUUCACAUCUAUGUGGACAAGAAUUCUGCACAGGGAAACGUGUAUGUGAAGUGUCCCUCAAUACCAGCUGCAAUGGCAACUGUAAACGCACUUCAUGGACGCUGGUUUGCAGGCAAAAUCAUCACGGCUGCCUAUGUUCCCCUACCAACCUAUCACAACCUCUUCCCCGACUCGGUGACAGCGAAGCAGCUUCUAAUGCCGGCUCGUCGAUAGUCUGAGACGCCCCAGGACGUCGCUGUACAUAACAUUUGUUUGCAUUUAUUGAAAUGUAAUUGAAACAGACGCAUUGAAAUUAGCUGGCUGUGUGUAAUAAAAGUGGCCUCAAGUUCACGUUCACCAUUGAAAUUUAGUUUUUCUUUGUUCUUUUCUUUUUUUUUUUUUUUUUUAGUUACUUUUCAAUUCUUUGUGAUAUUUGUGUUGUGAACUACCACUGAGAAGUAAUCUGCAGGUAUCUAUUGGUCUGUAUGUUUUUAAAUAUUCCUGUCCUAUCUGCUUGUUUAAAAAUCAGCAGUUUUAGAGUUACAAAACGUGUUGGGUACAAUGGCCCGACAUGCCAAAAAUAUAUCAAUGUCAACAAUAAUCCUUUGUAACUUUAUACAGCCAUAAUUUCAUUUUUGUAUGAAGGCUCCCAAUAAACUUGGAAAAUUUGGCAGUUUUGCUUUUGUUCCCAUUUUGGGGAGAUUGUUUUGGCCGGGUCCAAUCUAAAAGAUGUGAUUAAAGUCUUAAUUACAGCAUUGGA
Messenger RNA from Salarias fasciatus (jewelled blenny), 2212 nucleotides. RefSeq names its product RNA binding motif protein 39b (gene rbm39b). Gene Ontology annotation, cellular component: nucleus. NCBI's taxonomy places the organism in Eukaryota, Metazoa, Chordata, Actinopteri, Blenniiformes, Blenniidae. The transcript is spliced from 15 exons. The record is from RefSeq and is a predicted model, not a curated record. Gene Ontology annotation, molecular function: RNA binding. The coding region runs from base 196 to 1686 and encodes 496 amino acids. Gene Ontology annotation, biological process: mRNA processing.